Pelagomonas calceolata is the source of this 1315-nucleotide messenger RNA. Lineage: Eukaryota; Pelagophyceae; Pelagomonadales; Pelagomonadaceae. The record is from the annotation of a GenBank genome assembly.
GGUGCUCGGCUAGUAGGUCCCUUAGCGCCGAGGCGCUCUGCAACGCAGCGCCCCACUCGACUGUCGCGACCGCGCGGCAGCCCAACGCACAAAACUGGCGGUCUCCCAGGCACCCGCGGCGGCGGCCAUGGCGCCGCCUGAGCCGCGCAGCGUCGUCGCGUGGCUGGAUACCGUGAAGAGAGGCUACGGCAAGCGCUACAGCAAGUACUUCGACGAGCUGGGCGUCGAGGACGAGGAAGAUGUCAGGCGCAUGCGGCCGGCGCGCGUUGAUGAGUUAAGGGAGAUCCUCGCGAAGGCGAACGUGAAGCCCGUGCAACUCGAUUAUCUCGCGGACGCCAUCGACGCGUGCCGCGAGAAUAGGAGGUUGGUCGGGCGGCCUCCGAACUCACCGGAAGUGCUCCAGCGGCCGCGGACGGCGCCCACCAAGAAGGCGCCCGAGGCGUCGCCUCAUUUAUUCCGGCCCGACACGUCGGCGGAACGCGCAUUGAGGAACCGACGGCCCCAGACCGCUCAACCCAAGAAGAAGGAUUAUGGAAUUGAGGACCGGCAACUCGUGAGCAGUCGACCCGGGUCGGCACCCGCCCAGUCCCAGUCCCACAGCACCGCGCGCGCGCUCAUCAUGCCGCAGCCUCCAAGUUAUUGGGCGGAACCUUCUGAUUUGCCUUCGAAUAUCGUUUCACGAAGAAGGCGGCGGCCGAAAAGUAGUUCAGGAGGCACCAAAGCAGUCAAUUGGACGCAGCGCGAGGCGCCGGGCUACGAGUCUCUCAAAAGGCGCCAGCAGACCGAGGAGCUCGGGCGUAGAAGACGUUUAGCGUGUCUGGGUAGCUGGGAAAAUGAUCCCGACCCGCGCGCGCCCUCGGACGAAAAAACGUGUAGAGUCAAAAGGGAUCCGGAAAGCGGCAUCUGGCAGCUGGCCAUCGACCCGAAGCGCCAGGAGAUCUACGAGCGGAUCAAGAAACCGGUCCGGUUGGACGGCGACCAUCGCGCCGCGAUCCAGAAUCGGGAGAAGUUCCGGCAAGAACAGGCCCAGAAGUAUAAACAUAGGGUCAAAGUGCAAAAGGACCAGUCGGGUCUCUGGGCCAUGGACCUCACGAAGGACGGCGAGGUGAACGAGGGUCGGCAGGAGACGUGGCAGCGCGUCGCGCAGCCCUUCCGCAUCCGCGGGACGCACGUCCACGCCAUCGCCACCGCCAAAGCCGAGGAGAAGGCGCGGCGCGAGAACGCGAAGAAGUUCUACUACGACUCCGCCGAGGGCCGGGAGUGGUGCGACCGCGUGUCCCAGCCGCUCCGCGCCGCGGCUAAGUUCAAAGGGUGA